Phasianus colchicus (ring-necked pheasant) is the source of this 3595-nucleotide messenger RNA. It is a transcript of the gene EIF4E, whose product is annotated as eukaryotic translation initiation factor 4E. NCBI's taxonomy places the organism in Eukaryota, Metazoa, Chordata, Aves, Galliformes, Phasianidae. Gene Ontology annotation, biological process: translational initiation. Gene Ontology annotation, molecular function: RNA 7-methylguanosine cap binding; translation initiation factor activity. The record is from RefSeq and is a predicted model, not a curated record. Gene Ontology annotation, cellular component: cytoplasm; eukaryotic translation initiation factor 4F complex.
UUUUUUUUUUUUUUUUUUCCUUUCCCACCCGCCCCUUCCCCUCCCCGCGGCGCUGGUGCGGCCAGACCGAGCUAAGAUGGCGACCGUGGAACCGGAAACCACUCCCAACCCUCAACCUUCAGAAGAGGAGAAAACCGAGCCAGCGCCUACUCAGGAGGUUGCCAGCCCUGAACAGUAUAUUAAGCAUCCACUACAAAACAGAUGGGCGCUCUGGUUUUUUAAAAAUGACAAGAGCAAAACUUGGCAAGCAAACCUCCGUCUGAUCUCAAAGUUUGAUACUGUUGAAGAUUUUUGGGCUUUAUACAACCAUAUCCAGCUCUCUAGUAAUUUAAUGCCUGGUUGUGACUACUCGCUGUUUAAGGAUGGGAUUGAACCCAUGUGGGAAGAUGAAAAAAACAAGCGAGGAGGCCGAUGGCUAAUUACACUAACCAAACAGCAGAGACGAAGUGACCUUGAUCGCUUCUGGCUAGAGACACUGCUGUGCCUUAUUGGGGAGUCAUUUGAUGACUACAGCGAUGAUGUAUGUGGUGCUGUUGUUAAUGUUAGAACUAAAGGUGAUAAAAUAGCAAUAUGGACAACUGAAUGUGAAAACAGGGAUGCUGUUACGCAUAUAGGGAGAGUAUACAAGGAAAGACUAGGACUUCCUCCAAAGAUAGUGAUUGGUUAUCAGUCCCAUGCAGACACAGCUACUAAGAGCGGCUCCACCACUAAAAAUAGGUUUGUUGUUUAAGAAGACACCUUCUGAGUAUUCUUUCAUAGGAGACUGCGUCAAGCAAUCGAGAUUUGGGAGCUGAACCAAAGCCUCUUCAAAAGCAGAGUGGACUACAUUUAAAUUUGAUUUCCAUCUAAAUGUUGCUAAGAUUUGUGAGAAGUCUAAUUCGCCUUUGUCUUGUACUUCUGUGUUCAUUUUUUUCUAUUUUGGCUGAAGUAACCAUUACCAAUCAGAAUUUUAGUACGCCCCCCUGAGUCAUAAAUGUUUUCCUGGCCCACUCUGUAAUAGCUUGGUAGAAACAUUACUAUUACAAAAAACAUUUGUUUAUCCACAGUAUUCAGAAAAGUUGCAUUUCUGUACCUGCAGGAAAUUACUCUGUUUUACAUUUGCGUUGUAUGCAGUAACAUUUUGCUGGUUUGGAAAAGAGUAUGGUGCAUACAGUUUUCUAGCAAUUUUUUUAUACAGCAUCACCUUUGCUGUAACCUAUGCUGAUGGCUGCUAGAUUAAUUUAUUUGUUUUCCCUAUUUGAUAACAUUAGUGAUAUAUUGAUUUCAGUUGUUUUUGCUCAUGUAACAUUGGUGAAGAAUCUGGGAAUAUGACAAAGGUGGAAUAAACAUUAAUUUUGUGCAUUCUUUGGUAAUUUUUUGUUUUUUGUAACAUCGAAGCUUUGAUACAAACUUAUGCAUUUCAGUCAAAUUCAGUGAUCUAUUUGUGUGAUUUCCUAAUCAUAAUUGUGGAUUUUUUUAAUGUAACACCAUAAUUUACAUUCCUUACUAGAAAUAGUAUGUCUGUUUUUGUAUCUUAUGCUGUAUUUUAACACUUUGUAUUACUUAGGUUAUUUUGCUUUGGUUAAAAUGGCUCAAGUAGAAAAGCGGUCCCAUUCAUAUUAAGACAGUGUACAAAACUGUAAAUAAAAUGUGUACAGUGAAUUGUCUUUUAGACAACUAGAUUUGUCCUUUUAUUUCUCCAUCUGCACAGCAAGUAUUUGUACUUCUUGUGACAAGGCAGUCUCUGCUGUGGCUUCUCUUGUAGUGUCUUCCAAGAAAGAUGAGUCUGGAGCUAUGAUUUAUUGAAACUUUUACUAAAUCCAUUAGAUAGCACCCUAAAUGAAAGUGAAGUUAUAUUGAUGUGGCUACUGUUUUCUCUUAGUGGUUGGUCUAACUGAUUGUGGUUUGCACGGUUUCUCUUUUGGCUUUGGUGCAUACCAAGAAAUUUGAAGGUACUUAAGAGGCCAUCUGGUUUCAGGUGGCAGUUACAGUAGAAGCACUGAAGUGAAUGGUUCUGCUAUAAAUAUGUAAUUGCUGUGUGAAAUAAAAGUCAAGAGCACUAGAGAAAUGGCAACAAAACAAAUGUAUGAGGAACUAGACAGUCUGUUUUGCAUGUCUUACUGUAAAACAAAACGUUAAUCUGAAAGUUCCUGUGGGAGCUGCAGGUUAGUUUGACAUGCAGGAUUAGGGGAAAAUUUUGGAGAAGGGCGCUGAGUUUAAUUCUCAUUUUGAGUAUGAUACGAGAACCUUUUUCUGUAUAAAAGUAGAGCAUACAGCAAAUCAGUGUUGUGGUGUUCUUAAUUUUUAGUCCUUUAGGAUCUUAACAGGACAAUAUAGCUCUUUAAACUUAAAGGCAGAUACGUAUUGGUUGUUGCUCUUCAAUUAAAUUCCUUAAAGCGAGUUUAGUCACUCACUGGUGAUGAAGCUUUAGUUGAAUUAGGCUUUUUGGUCUGCCUUUGAUUAGGUAUUUCUACAUGCGUAGAUAGACUUAAACACUUUCUUGCACAUUUUAUAAGAAAGUAGUGCAUUAGAUAAUACCAAAAAGGCAUUAUAUUAGCUUCUUAAUCUCUAUCUAAAAAGAAACACAUAGCAGGUAUCUGUGUCUCAUGACAUCUAAUGAUACUAUGCCCUCAGUAUUGGUCAUUAACUAGGACUAGAAUGGGCGUUGAAGGUGGGGAGCACCGUUAGGCUCUUUGUAUGCUGGUUUCUAUAGAUUCUGGUGUAACUGUUUGCCCUGAUUCAGCAGGAUUGUAGAGCAAGAUGAGUUUGUUUCAUAGGGCCAUUUGUAGAAUAUAGUAAUCUCUACCUGUUUUCAGACUUAAUACUUCAGUAGUCAUCUUUUCAAUUAAAGUAAGCUCAAAUUAAGUUUCUUCAAACCAUUUCUGUUCUGUAUCAUAACCUCCAAGAUGAGUAAAGUUAAUAAUAGCUUUGACACUUCCUAAUAAGCUAGUAUUUAUCCUAAAUAAGUAAGACUUGCAUGCAUGGAAAGGUUAAGAUGAAUCAGUUUCUUGAGAGGUAACAUUAAAGUGUUUAGGUACAUGUAAUUUGGGAGCACUGGAUCUAGGUUCACUAAAGUGAGCAUAAUUCAAAAAUGUAGGUAGCACUGUCCAUCUGUGAAGAGCUUCAAGUUUAAAAUGAAUGCUCUUGUGAGAAGGUUGUAGUGUUUUUAAUUUUGCUACAAGACUGAAUAGAAUAUUGUUCAGAAUAGCUGCAUUUGCUCACCUAGGAAGGUGAUUGAUAGUAUUUUCAGUGUGGUCUCAAAUUUCUGAGCCUGAACCUACUUAAGAAGCCAACUGACUUGCACCAUAGUUUGAAAAUUUGCAAUAGGUUGACUUGAAGCUUUUCAUUGUUGAAAUAUCAAUUGCUGUGUUUCUAGGAGACUCGAGUGGAAAUUAAAUUACAUAUUUACUUUAUCAAAUAUCUAACUUAUGCCUGUGGUUUCUUGCCAGAAAGUGAUAAGUGACCAUGAACCUCAUUCUCUCAAACUUGCCAAUUGUUUUGUGCUGCAUAAUGUUGUUAUGAUGGUGUAAUCUGUAUUCUCACAGGAUACUAUGGGAGAAAUCUGAGAGCUGUCCAUUCUAUGUAUUAAUAAAACAGCUAUUGCCUUAUAGAAAAA